UCAGUAGCGGUUUGACCCAUAUGCGGAGCAGACCGCAGCUCGCUGUUGCUCCGACUUGCCUUCUCUCUGGUCCUCUGUCCACUUCUCAGACGCCAUUGAUUUGCACCUCCGAGCUCAUUCUCUACCUGCUCCUUCGAGAUUUCGAAUCCCCUGCAAGAAGAUGACUUGAAGGGUUGUAGCAGUUGCCGGGAAGAGCAGAGCUUGAUCUCGUAGAGAUGAUAAUGCUGUUUCGCAUUAUCCGAAGCAAGAGAUUGAAUCCGAUACUUCUGGGAGCGAAGAAGAAUCUAUCUUUCUCAGUCCCAUGUAAGUCCUCUAAUCCAACACUCUGCGACUCUUCAGCCAGAAAGCAAUUGGAUACUGAAACCGCAAUUCCUGAAGAGAUCUUCAAGUCGGCCCCGAAGUCAGGCUCCUACAAGCUGGGUGACUCCUCCUUCUAUUCCCUUAUUGAUAGCUAUGCGAGCUCGGGGGAUUUCUGGUCCAUCGAGAAGGUAUUUGAGAGGAUGAAACGCGAGAGUAGAGUCUUCCUCGAGAGGAGUUUCAUUACUGUGUUUAAGGCUUACGGGAAAGCCCGGUUGCCCGAGAAAGCCAUCGACUUGUUCUACCGGAUGGUCGAUGAGUUCCAGUGCAAGCGCACCGUGAAAUCAUUCAAUUCAGUGCUCAACCUUAUUAUCCAAGCUGGUCUAUACAAUCGUGCUGUGGAAUUCUAUUCUAGUAUUAUGAGUGCUAAGGAUGUCAGCAUAACCCCAAAUGUGCUCAGUUUUAAUCUGAUCAUAAAGUCUUUCUGUAAGCUGGGAUUGGUUGAUAGAGCGGUUGAAAUAUUACGAGAAAUGCCCGCCAAGAACUCUGCCCCCGAUGUGUUUACUUACUGUACAUUGAUGGACGGGUUGUGUAAGCAGGAUAGAAUCGGUGAGGCAAUUUGUCUGUUGGAUGAGAUGCAAACUGAGGGUUGCUUUCCAAGUUCCGUGACUUUUAAUGUACUGUUAAAUGGGUUGUGCAAGAAGGGUGACUUGGCACGUGCCUCAAAUCUAGUCGAUAACAUGUUCCUUAAGGGUUGUCUCCCUAAUGAAGUAACUUAUAAUACUCUUAUUCACGGUUUGUGCCUGAAGGGGAAGUUGGAUAAGGCCGUACAACUUCUAAAUCGAAUGGUUGAUAGUAAUUGUGUGCCUAAUGAUGUCACAUAUGGGACCAUAAUCAAUGGACUUAUCAAGGCAGGGAGGGCUGCUGAUGGAAUCCGUGUGUUGAAUUUUAUGGAGGAAAGGGGCUUCCCCGCAAAUCAGCACAUUUAUUCUUCUGUACUAAAUGGGUUGUUCAAAGAGGAAAAAUAUGAAGAGGCGAGGAGAAUGUGGAAGGAGAUGCUGGGAAGGGGCUGCAAGCCCAAUGAGGUGGUCUAUGGGGUGUUCAUGGAUGGACUUUGUCAAGAGGGAAGAUCGAAUGAAGCUGAGGAAAUUCUCCAGGAAAUGACGAGUAAUGGGAUAAAGCCCAAUGCUUUCAUUUACAGCUCAUUGCUGAGGAACUUUUUUAGGACUAGAAGCAGUGAGAAGGCUCUUCUUAUGUGGAAAGACAUGGAAAACAAGGGAUGUGCUGUAAAUGAGUUCUGUUACAGUGUGAUGCUUCAAGGGUUAUGUCAAGAGGGAAAGCUCGAGGAGGCUACCAUAUUGUGGAAUGAUAUGUUGGGAAGAGGAUUUAUGCCCGAUACUGUGUCCUACAGCACGUUGAUUCAUGGCCACUGCAAUUUGGGGGAUGUGAAGAAGGGCUUAGAGCUUUUCAAUGAGAUGCUUUAUCGGGAUUCACUGUGCCAACCUGAUGUAAUUACAUAUAACAUACUUCUUGAUGCUCUGUGCAAGGAAGGUAGCAUGGCAAGGGCCAUAAACCUUUUAAACAAUAUGAUGGACCGAGGGUGUGAUCCCGAUUUGGGUACCUGCAACAUUUUUUUAAAGGCUUUGAGAGAGAAAUUUGAUCCGCCUCAAGAUGGAAGAGAGUUCCUUGACGAACUAGUACUUAGGCUCUUCAAGCGUGAGAGGACCCUCGGAGCUUCAAAAAUUCUUGAAUUAAUGCUGCAGAAACAUCUGCAACCAAAACCGCUUACAUGGGAAAAAGCUGUGCAGCACCUCUGCAAGCCUAGAAAGGUCCGGGCUUCCAUUGACAAGUGCUGGAACCGCUUAAUUUGUUGAUUUUCCAUAGUAAGAUUGUCUUCUUCGCUAAUUAUAUGAGCUGUUUCUGGUUUCUUGUGACACCUGACUUUACCUUUCCAAUACGAUAUUUCAUUAUCAUAUUCUCGUCUUCAGCAGGGUGUAGUUAACUAACUUCACCAGCUUGAUUAGGGUCUCAAAUUAAAAGUUGCUGAUCUGAACUGCCAAGGAGCUGAUUCAUUUGCUGCUGGAGGGAUUUCUUAAGUAACGCAUUUUCUUGGGACAAAUUUGCCGUACAGUCUUCCUUUGCAUUUGAGAAGCUCAUCAUUUGUAGGCUGCAGAAACUGUUCAUAAUAUUCCUGAACUUGGGCUCUACUUAUAUUCCGUGCUUCUAAGUGUCAUGAGAAACUUUGUAAUGAAUAACAGCUUUCAGAGAAGCUUUGGUGGAACAGUAUGAGGUACAAAAUAGGGAGUGUCGGUCUCCACAGAACUGUCUCUGUUAAUUUGUCAUUGUUUUCUGUUCAUUUUGUUCUUGCUUUC
This is a messenger RNA of Punica granatum (pomegranate), 2669 nucleotides long. NCBI's taxonomy places the organism in Eukaryota, Viridiplantae, Streptophyta, Magnoliopsida, Myrtales, Lythraceae. The record is from RefSeq and is a predicted model, not a curated record.